This is a messenger RNA of Colletes gigas, 1200 nucleotides long. RefSeq lists its product as uncharacterized. Gene Ontology annotation, molecular function: odorant binding; olfactory receptor activity. Gene Ontology annotation, biological process: detection of chemical stimulus involved in sensory perception of smell; sensory perception of smell. The transcript is spliced from 5 exons. The record is from RefSeq and is a predicted model, not a curated record. Lineage: Eukaryota; Metazoa; Arthropoda; Insecta; Hymenoptera; Colletidae. Gene Ontology annotation, cellular component: plasma membrane. The coding region runs from base 125 to 1144 and encodes 339 amino acids.
GUCGAUUUUCAUACUAAAUUAGCGUUUAUCGAUCGCGAUCAGGUGACUAGGUUGAAACAAAAUUCGCUGCCCGAUUAGAGUUACAGUUUGAACUCGUCAGUCAAUUACCACAAGACACGCUACGAUGAUAGUCGACACUGCGUCGAUAAAAAUUAAAGACCCGCUCGUGUUGACCGAACGGAUUCUCUCGUUAGGCGGAAACUGGCCAUCGCAACGCACUUAUGUGUUGUUCAAGUUCACGGUUGUGUAUUUCUGUUUGCUGAUGGUGUUGCAAUAUUGGGAGCUGACUUACUCCGUGGGCGACCUCACCGCCACGGCGUUGAUUUUGGAAGAAACUAUCGUUACUACGACUAUGUACUUUGGUUUUCUUCUGUUAGCCCAAAGUAGGAAACAAUUAGAACAAGUGAUCACAGUGAUGAAGGAGGACAUCGCUAGUGACGCGACAUUCGAGAACGACGAGGAGAAGUAUUUGUACUUUAGCUACAACAUCAUAUCCCAACGCAUUGGAAAAUGCGUGGCUUUCUUGGCAACGUUUGUCUCUAUACUGUUGUACCUGAAUCCUGCGAUACAGUUACUCUCUUCGUUUGUUCGAGGUAAUUUCAGUAAUCCCUACGAGUUGCCUUAUCGUAGUUACGUGAUGUUUGACUAUAGAAAUCCCGAACUCUACACACUGGUGUACAUUUUGCAAUUCCCCAUUAUUUACGUACCAGUGUAUCACGGAGGGGAAGUUGGCAUGAUAGUUAACAUGGUGCUGCACCUGUGUGCCAAAUUAUCGGUAUUGUCCCAUCGUAUUCGAAAUAUCCAACCGAAACACUUCAACGACGACAUCAAAAAGGUGGUCAUCGAGCAUUUGAAGCUGACGAAGUAUGUAUACGGGUGUUCGCGUAAAAUUCUCGUUUUCUUUUCAAUUCUAUUUACAGCUACAGUGGGUCACAAAUCCCAGAAGGUUGGAGAUGCAUUUUACAAUAUCAACUGGCCAGAGGUAAAUUGCAACGAUAGAAAGGCAUUAUUGACGUGUAUAGUGAAUGGACAAAAAACGAUGCACAUCACGGCCGGAAGAUUUUAUGUAUUCUCGUUGUUCGGUUUUACUGGUAUUAUGAAAACUUCUAUGGCGGGUUUCUCUAUGCUACGAGCUGGGUUAUAAUAGUAACAUGGAAAGCGUGCAUCGCGAUUAAAGAGAUUUUCGACUGGAAUAAUGGC